Nezara viridula (southern green stink bug) is the source of this 2849-nucleotide messenger RNA. The record is from the annotation of a GenBank genome assembly. Lineage: Eukaryota; Metazoa; Arthropoda; Insecta; Hemiptera; Pentatomidae.
GGAAGUUCUGCGUUUUGUUUUUAUUAGAGAUUUCUGGUGUAUUGGCUGGAAAACAAUCAGUGUUUUGUUCUUAUUUACUUUAUUUCGUAACUUUAAAGUGGUAUAAAAUAACAGUGGAUGCAGUUAUUUAUAUAUUAAUUUUUCUUUUUCAUGUGAAUAUGUGAUAACAAGAAGUUUCUCAAGAUUCUUUAAUGUUAUUAAAAGAGUAACCUGUUUUAAUGAUAUCAGGUUAUUUUUAUGUUUAUGCAUAAUGAAACGAAAUGAUCCUUUUGAACUACUUGGAACCUGAUUUAUUGAAAAUGUAACCUGUUUUUAUUUGCAAUUUUCAUGCAAGAAGUAUGAAUAUUUACAUUUUGUUGACAUUUGAUAGUUAUAAACUUGUAAAUUGUGUUAAUAAACUUGUAUAGUAAUUCAGUAUAUGAACUGUGGUAAAAUCAACAUUAUGGCUGAGGCUUCAAGUGUACCGAGAUUAAAUGAGUCAGUUAAGAUUGAAGAGAAUCAUUCUCCUGUUAUCUGCAAUUUUCCAGUUGCAAAGCCCCGCCACAAGCCUCUUACUAGCCCUAUAGUUACUUCUAAAGAAAUAGCCAAAGAAUUGCUCGAAAGAGCAGAAAAACGGCAAAGAUCAUACCCUGAUGGUGUUGAUGUUCUUCUUGCCAUGAAACAGCCUUCUAGUCCACUAAAAACUCAAAGAAAAGAAGAUGGUAAACUUGAUGCCAAUGAACUUUUGUCAAUAUUACAGGAUGGUGCAGAAGUUCAUUAUGUGGAUAAACCUAAACCAAAUAAAGUUCCCCGACUUUCUAGGGGCCCAUAUAAAGAUUUAAAAAUAGACCCAGAACUAGAAAAACGCCUUGCUUUGCAGCAAUUGAUGGAAUUUUCUAGAAAACGUGGUCGCCCGAAGAAAUCAGAGACUGAAAGCAAUAAUAAUAAUAACAAUAACAACAACAAUAAUAAAGGCCAAGGUUCUUCUGAUGUCAAACAGGCUAAGAAAAAUGCAAUUAUUAAAGAAGUAAAGACCCCCAACAGGGAGCUAAGAAAAUUAUUACAAGAUGAAGGUGCAAUUAAUAUGCUGUAUGCCAUCGAGAAAGGAGAGAGUGAAAACAAAGAAAGACUAUUGCCUUCUAAAAGAAGAAUGAAAAAAGCAUUUAUUAGAAAAGCUCAGGAAGUUACAGAAGCCCUUCUGUGUGGAGCCACAUCUUCAGGUGUAUCACUCCGGCAUAGAUCUAUUUCAGAGAAGAGGAAACCUUCUACUGAUUCGGUCGAUUCAGAACAAUCAGAAUUUCAAUUUACUCCUCCUUCAGAUUCCAAAAUAAUAAGGCGGCACUCUUCAUCCAGCUCUUAUUCGAGUCGUGCUUCUAGUCCAAGAAUGUCCUCCCCUCCUUUGGUUCGCCCUGAUGAAGGAGUUCGAAUAUCAGAAAGGACUGAACAGCUUAUUGAAGCUAAAUGUAAAGAACUCAAUCUUCAGCCAGGACAUUCUCAGAUGAUUAAGAAAUUGAUACAAGAAAAACAGAAUGGUUUUAAAGAGAGAUUGCAAUCUGAGUUUGCUAAUAAACUUAGAGCUGCUAUCAGUCGUAAUGAAUCAUCAACAGCAUCUUCAUCAGAAAAAACAUCCAUAUGGAAAAUGGUCGAAGAAGACUGGGGAAGUGGAAGCGAUUCAGAUGCAGACCAAAACCGUCCAAAAGAGAAUGGAGGUGAAGAGCCAAGCACCAUCCCUAACAAAGUAAAUUCAUCAUCAAGUACUUCUCAGUUACCACCUCCACCCAAACCUCAAGAAACAAGUGAACCCAGGGAAGAGAGGGUUAAUGAAGUCCGAGAAGAGCCAAAAGAGGCAAAAGACGAGACUAAGGAAGACCCUAAGGAAAGGAGAUUGCCCAGGGAAGUAUCUUCUUAUAGGGAGAUAAAGAUGGUAGUGAACGAUGGCUUGGCAAGCCUCAGCCUCGCUACCAACUCCACUAUUCUGCCUCAUGCUUUGAGCACAAAGGUACUGAGGGAGUUGAGCCUUGCCUUGGAGUAUGUCUCUCAGAGUGCAGACGUGAAGUGCAUCACCUUGAUGAGCGAUAGCAUGGACUUUUGUCUCGGCUUCGAUCUACCUGGCUUACUGUCGAGGGACCAGGGCGAGCGAAGAGCUCUAGCUGCCCAAGCGGCCCUAGCUAUCAAAGAAUUCGCUUGUAAGGUAUGCAUGCUCGGUAAGCCGUUGAUAGCAGGGGUAAGAGGGAGAGCGAUAGGCCUCGGCACCGUUCUGCUUUGCUAUUGCGACAUGGUUCUUGCAGAGCCUGGCUGUACCUUUUCCACGCCUUACCCUCGGCUAGGUUGCUUCCCGGAGGCAGCGGCCACCACUCUGUUACCUCAUGUCAUCGGUCUUGCUCAGGCAAAGAAGCUGCUGCUGACUUGCGCUAGACUGAGCAGCUUAGAGGCAGAGAACUGCGGCCUGGUGACGAGGCUGGUCAGCAAAGGAGAGCUGAAGCGGGAGCUGGUGGCUGCCGGGAAAGACCUCCUCUCCCACUCACCUCAGGUAAUGGCAAGUACAAAGGCUGUGGUGAUGCAUGGGUUACGGACAAAACUGCCGUCAGUGCUGGAGACAGAAGUGAAACUCCUGCAGCAGCACUGGACCUCCGAGGACUGUCAGAAGAGGAUCACCUCGCUAGCUGACAACCCAGAUUCUAUCUAGCUGUCCAUAUAUUCUUAUCACCGCUACAUAUCAUGAUUCCGCAUUUAUGGCAUACUUUUUUUCAGUAUGUUCCAUUUAUGUGAUUGUUAUACACAUAUAUUGUUAUGUGUAGUAAUCUACUAUUAUUGAUGUUUGCAAUAUGAUAUAUAUAUUUUUUUCGUUGUUACAUUAUUUCUUCAUUUUU